AGAGAAAGUAACAAUGUCUUGGGGCUCCUCUAUAUGAACGAUAAGGGGGCUGCGUGUAAAGUCUUAUACAUUUGUCAUCACUUAGGGAGUGGACAAGUCAAGUCAAAAUUGCUGCACCUUGGCCUGCACCUUCCUUGCACCCUCUUCUUCUCUCUCUAAUUCUUCAACCUCUUUAAGGCUUCGAUUUCCCUCGUUGGCCUUGUGAACACAACAUAGUGAACCUACAACAACAACAACAACAACUAACACAUAAUCAAACACACAUAGGUGUUGGUUGCUAUAAGCCCACAAAAGUUGAGACAGAUUUGGAACCAAAUCAUAGGAACCAACCAAAGAUGGGUUUUUCAUCAAAGGAAGAGAAAUCCAAAAGGAUAUUAAGGGGUGUGAAGACUGUGUUCUUCUUGAUCACCAUGGUUAUUUCGCUUCUUGUUUUAUCAGCACCGGUUCUCUUGAUUAUUGCUGAUGCACUUGUUCCUUCUGCUUUGCUCUCUACACUUUCACCUGCUUCUCUUUCCUUGGAAACUCUCUCUUCCCAUUUCCACAAUUACGAUUUUCGAUACUCUCUCAUUGAUAUACCCCUCGUCUCCAUUAUAAGAUCCUUCAUUAUAUUCUGUGUUUAUAGUUUGUGUGAUGGACCAAGACUUUCACGAGGACCCUAUUUGGGGAUCACGACUAUGUGCUCUGGUUUGUCUCUGAUAUUUGUUUCGUUCAAAGCUGUUUACAUCUUUAGCCAUCGAAGUGAGUAUGUUGGAGCCUCCGAAAUAGCUUUGUUCGUGUGUUCUUGUGCGUUGGCUGUGGGGCAUAUUGUUGUGGCCUACAGAACAAGUUGCAGAGAAAGACGAAAGCUUUUGGUCUACAAAAUUGACAUUGAAUCUAUUUCGGCUUGCAAAAAUGGGUAUCCCAGGUAUCCGAAGAUUCUUCAAGAAGAAAGAGUCAAAUGAACCCACUAUGGCACUAACAAAUUAUUGGAGAUAUCAACUAAUAACCUAUAGAUUUUCAGCUAACAACUUCAGCUAUUCAUAUUAAGUUCUUAUGUGCGUCAAGGGAUGCUACGGUUUAUCCUAAGGAUACCCAGUAACCUUGACACCUAACACUGAAUACAGUCUAGUUUGCACUUUACCGCUACCAUGAUACAUAAAGUUGUUGAAUGGUGUUUAGGCAUAUAUGUAAACAAUAGAGCUUCAUCUUUGGCCAUUAUGUAACAUUUUUUAUAUACAUAUAUAUUUUAAUGUUUCACAUUUUUUUAGUUUCAUUUCCCCCCUUGUUUCGUGUAUAUCUUCUUUUUGUAUAUAUAUAAGUGUGAAUGGAUUGUUUG
Molecule: messenger RNA, 1315 nt
Organism: Gastrolobium bilobum
Lineage: Eukaryota; Viridiplantae; Streptophyta; Magnoliopsida; Fabales; Fabaceae
Exons: 4
Coding region: 336-941 (201 amino acids)
Source: RefSeq, a predicted model, not a curated record